AUGUUUUUUUCUUUGACAUACGCCAUGCAUCAUUUGAUCCACGUUACCCCGCGGCUUGUGGCGCUGCUGCUGUUUGUGAUGAUGUCUGCGAUGCGAUUUGUCGGCGGAUGUAUUGCUCUCAGCCUGACGUAUCCUUCGUUUCUUGACGAUUUGUUGCGUACAUACGGUGCGUGGGCGUCUCUGGUGACAGUGAGGGACGCGUGUCUCAGAGCGCAGGAUGCGUCGCGAAUGUACGGCGUCGUUUGUGAGGACCGAUGGGUGACCAUCCGCAUCCAGGCAUCAUCAACGGACUGUGAGGGCAGCAUAAGGCACUGCGGCUUCUUUUGGUGUUGCACAAAGAAUUUAUUGGACGGUGCGUUUGUUUUCAAUCUUUUGGGGCUUUUGUGGGAGAAGGUGGGAGUUUGA
Molecule: messenger RNA, 405 nt
Organism: Trypanosoma cruzi
Lineage: Eukaryota; Euglenozoa; Kinetoplastea; Trypanosomatida; Trypanosomatidae
Exons: 1
Coding region: 1-405 (134 amino acids)
Source: RefSeq, a predicted model, not a curated record